AUGUACGCACACAUCCAAAGUGAGAUUGUGCCAUGAAUUGGAACUUGGCAAUAUAAUAACCAACAAACUUGGUCAGGUUCCAACUCUUCGAACAAACUAACUAGCUAGGUGAGAAAAAGAGAAACAUGCCUUGCCUUUACAUCACCACCAACCUUAACCUAGAUGGAGUUGACACCAACCCCGUCUUUUCUGAAGCCACCACUGCUGUCUCUACAAUCAUUGGCAAACCUGAGAAGGUUUCAGACGUGUACAAGCUUUUCAUGUCGUUUGUAAUGGUCAUAUUGAAGUCAUCAGUACCAAUAUCAUUUGAGGGUAACAAGGAACCAGCAGCAUAUGCUGAGAUAGUUUCAAUGGGUGGCAUAAAUACAGAAGUGAAGAGGAAGCUGAUUGCUACCAUUGGAACCAUUUUGCAGUCCAACCUGUCUAUCCCAAGAACACGAUUUUUCCUCAAAGUCUUUGAUGUGAGUGCGUUUCGUACCAACUCCAAAAUGUAAUGCCUUCAAAUUCUGAGACAAUACUCGCCAUUGUGCUUUAAUAAUCAUCAACGUUCGUUUUAAACGUGUGUGUACUUAAUUAUUGGCUUGUUGCUAUUAAUAUUUAUUCUCAUAUGUUCUACUUCAUUUGAAUAUCUAUGCAAUAAUGCAAAGUUAUUCCUGCAAUUGAUUCUCCUA
This is a messenger RNA of Glycine soja, 671 nucleotides long. RefSeq names its product macrophage migration inhibitory factor homolog. The coding region runs from base 126 to 494 and encodes 122 amino acids. The transcript has 3 exons. Lineage: Eukaryota; Viridiplantae; Streptophyta; Magnoliopsida; Fabales; Fabaceae. The record is from RefSeq and is a predicted model, not a curated record. Gene Ontology annotation, molecular function: phenylpyruvate tautomerase activity.